Drosophila navojoa is the source of this 248-nucleotide messenger RNA. RefSeq lists its product as uncharacterized. Lineage: Eukaryota; Metazoa; Arthropoda; Insecta; Diptera; Drosophilidae. The record is from RefSeq and is a predicted model, not a curated record.
UGCGCUCCAAGAACAUAGCUAUGUUAUCUUUUACGAUGUUGAAACUGGUUUUCCUGCUGCUCGCUGCUCUGCUUGCUUUGGCUGGGGCUGUACCUGCACCAGGACCGAAUCCUAAGCCUAGUCCCCAAUUUUUGUAUUCUGCAGGCUAUCCAGCCGUCGCCUAUGCAUCUCCUUAUGUUUAUUAUGGUUAACAUGCCCUCCUUCAAUAUGGACAUAGAAGACAAUAAAGAUAUUGCAAUUUAAUUGAA